CAAUCAUAGCUUGUUUUCCAAAAGUCUGACUGCGAAUGUGGUAAGCCGAAUUCAAAGCAUCCUUAUGCAGACUUUUUCCAAAUAGAUGAAUCAAACCACGGUAGAAUUCAACUUCUUACAUCAUAAACGAUACAAGUAACGUGCUUCGUGUUCCAGCGUGAUGGUGGAGUAUUCAAUGUUUAUGUGCGCGUGUGUAAUGAGAAGUCAAUUGCUGAGUAAGAGGUUAGAAUUCCUCCAGUAAAGAGGAAAAUGGAUUAAAAGAUUUUCUCGAUUAAGAAGUAAUAAAUUGUGAAUAACUGAUAAAACAAAGGACUCUGUGUCAUAUAAACAAAAGGGAAGGUUGAAGAUACUUUAAAUUCCCUUUAUCCGAAGGGGUUAACAAAAAAAAAAAAAAAAUAACCCCUAACUUUAAAACGCUUGUGCAUGAUAACGAGAAGCUAAAAAAAAUUGCAAAAAUGACCACGUCGAAGGAAUUAAAUUUGGCUAGGAAGAGUCUCGUGGCAUCACUUGGUGAAAAUUCAAAGAUGUAUUUCGAGAAGAUGAAGCUGUGGUUCCAAAUGAAGACUACCAAAGAAGAAUUUGACUCCGAAGCGCGUAAUAUCAUGACAGAAGAUCAAGUCCGUUUGCACAAUGAGUUUUUGCUAUGUCUCUUUAAUAAAGUUCGUGGAUUAGCCGCUGUUGCGCCAACUAAGAUAGACAGGGAUAAAGUUUCAAAGGAGAAGAGGCUGAGACUGAAGCGCAAAUACAAAACUGAUAAGUCAAACUUUGAGCCAGCGGACAUGUACGUGGAAGUAUUAGGUCAAGCUUCGUCACCUGUCGGCGACGAGCCUAUAGGCGCUAAUCGCUCCAGUGCUCAAGAACUUGUACUGCCAGAUCGUACUUUUGUACUGGCUCGAUUAAUGCUCGCAGCAUGGGAAAAUAAUAUGGAUGGAGCUGAAGAGAAUACCGCGCACAUCGUUAUAGCUGCGACACAAAUUUUCUUGAAAAAUGUACUUACUGCGAUUUUCACACGUAGGAAAGGAUAUGCCGUUCGAGAUAGCACUUUUAUUCAUAAUAUAGGAGAACCGGUGCCUAGCUCGUGGAAAAGAAACUCCAUGUACAUAAAUCCACUCAAUUCCGGACCAACAGAAAUAAUGGAAUCUUAUGGCCAAGUCCCCACGUCGAAGCCAAGUUUUGAAGAAGCCGAACAGGCCACUGCUUUUUCAUACGCUUGUUCCACCCAAGUUACUCGUCCACCAUUGAAACCAGUUAGCACAAGCGAUUUACAACAUGCAUUAAAGAUUCAUAAAAAUCUCGUUAGUAAUCAUACUAUAUAUGCUACCAAUAUGGAGAGAUUAUAUACAUAUACUACUCAUCCAACGUGGGAAGAUUUGGAGGCAAGAAAGUUAUUAUGUCAACCAUCAAACGAUUAAAAUACAUGUGUAUUUUUAUGUGAUUUAUUAGGCUAUGUAGAAUUAAUAAAAAUUGAAUUUUAUUUUUAGAUUUAAUAAUUA
Molecule: messenger RNA, 1493 nt
Organism: Solenopsis invicta (red fire ant)
Lineage: Eukaryota; Metazoa; Arthropoda; Insecta; Hymenoptera; Formicidae
Product: transcriptional adapter 1
Exons: 6
Coding region: 456-1412 (318 amino acids)
Biological process (GO): regulation of transcription by RNA polymerase II
Cellular component (GO): SAGA complex
Molecular function (GO): transcription coactivator activity
Source: RefSeq, a predicted model, not a curated record